Molecule: messenger RNA, 2093 nt
Organism: Larimichthys crocea (large yellow croaker)
Lineage: Eukaryota; Metazoa; Chordata; Actinopteri; Sciaenidae
Product: tripartite motif-containing protein 16
Exons: 6
Coding region: 208-1725 (505 amino acids)
Molecular function (GO): protein binding; zinc ion binding
Source: RefSeq, a predicted model, not a curated record
UAGAGCAAAGAGAAGGGUAAAACAGGGGAGGGCUUUUAAAUGAGAAUUCUUCAGCAGGCUGAGUGCAAAAUACUUGAGGCGUGGUUUUCAAUUCUUUCCGUAUGCGCUCUGAUCCCUCAGGAAAGGCAGAAAAGAAGCUGUAAGUAGGGUUUAUGACUCAAGCUCAACCAAAUCAAGUUUAGGGUGACAAUAGGAGCACUCUUAAAAAUGUCAACUCUCAGCUGUAACAAUGAGAAGAAUUUGAAGGAGAGUCAACAGAACACAGACGUUAAGGAGGAAACGAGAGAUUUUUCCACUGAGACAUUGCUGCCUCAAGAUGUGUUAUGUGACUCCUGCAUAGACAGCCCCAGCAAGGCCCUAAAAUCCUGCCUGACCUGCCUGGUUUCUUACUGCGAGGCCCAUCUCAGACCCCAUCUGGAGAAUGUCAAAUUUCAAAACCACCGUCUGGUCGAUCCCCUCCAGGACAUUGACUGUCGGACCUGUGAGAUUCAUCUGCUCCCUCUCGAUGGCUUCUGUCUGACCGAUGGCUGCUGUGUGUGUCUGGACUGUGUGAACCAGGAGCAUGUAGGGCACACGACUGCGUCCGUGGGGGAGGCACGCACACAGAUUGAGGUAGAGCUGCAGAAGAAGCAAGAAGAUAUCAGUCAGAGUGCUUCAGCAACCGAGAAAACAAUUGGAAAACUACAGAGCAACAAUGACUUGAUUAGGUGUUCAGUGCAGGAGGUUUGUGUUAUUGUUGAACAGCAGUUUGCCAGGCUGCACACAACUGUAGAAGAGGCCAGAAAAGGGGCAGUGGAGGUGCUGGAGGCAGAGCAAAGACAGGCCCUCAGACAGGCAGAGGGAAUCCAGGCACAUCUGGAGCAACGAAGAGCAGAGCUGAUGAAAACUUUGGCUCGAAUGAACAAACUGUCCAGGAGCAAGUGUGAUGUUGACUUCCUGCAGGAGUACUCAGAGUGGAAGAAAGGAGUGUCAGAUGUAUGUAUGCCUACUGCGUAUAUCAACCGCAUGGACCAUCUAACAUCUUAUGCCCAAGUAGUGACUGAUGCUACAAAGGAGCUGUGUGACCUGAUCCUCUCCUCCUACAGGGAAAAACUGAACUUGAUUUGUAAAAGUGGUGGUAAAUCCCCAAUGCCAGAAUCUCCACCUUCAUCCCAACCUGAUCCUGAGACACGAGAGGACUUUUUGAAAUACACAAGGAGUUUGACUUUUGACCCAGACACCACUCAUAAUUUCCUACAUGUGAAGGAGGAUAAUAGAAAGCUGACCAACACCAGCCCCUGGCAGCACAGCUACCCAGACCACCCUGAUCGCUUUGAAUAUUGGCGUCAGGCAGUGACUUUGGAGAGCCUUUACCAGGGGAGGCACUACAUUGAAGCAGAGUUGAGUGGGGAAGGUGCACAUGUAGGAGUCACGUACAAGAGUAUCGAUCGUAAGGGGGAGCAGAACACCAGCUGCAUCACUGGGAAUGACUUUUCCUGGUGCGUGGGAAGGAACAGCCGAGGAUUCUUUGCUUGGCAUGCUGGUCUUGAGGUGCCCUUGGAGGUCACUCAUAUCACAAAAGUUGGCUUAUAUGUUGACUUUCAGACGGGCUCUGUGUCGUUCUAUGAUGUAACUGAUGCUAUGAGGCUGCUCCACAAGUACACAGCUAAUUUCAUAGAGCCCUUGUAUGUUACAGCUUGGCUGUCAAAGAAAGACAAUAUAGUUUCUCUGGUUGAUACAAAAUGAUGCCUCUUGCCAUGUUUUACUCACAGAUUUGUCUUUACUGCAAGCUUGUUAAAGAAAACUAGUGCAUUUUAAAUGUUUAUUGAGGUUAUAUAACAAAGUACAUAAAGUUAUGGUGCCUAUGGAGGAAUUUUUCUCAUACAUGUCAUUGAAGGUUAAAUUUACUACAAUCUAGUGGCAACUGUGCAGCAUUAACGUAAGCAACUUAUGCAGCAAUGGGUGUGUUAGGAAUUUAAUGCAGCUUUAUUGCAACUUUAUUGCUUUUGAAUGUGAUAUGAAUGAGGGAAAAAGUACACAAAUGUCAGCCAGCAAUUCUUUUAUUUGUCUUGCAACUCAAUUUGGCAAUUAAAAGCGUCAGCAUUUUUUACAAG